GACUAUACACUGGCUAAAAUGGCAAACCACCGCUUUCCGCCUGCCCUAUAGCAGAUAUCAUAUCCUGCUACAGGGCAGCACGGGCCCUACCUGUGCCGCCAUUCGUGUCCGUGGCUGUCAGUCACCGGGUUCUGGCUGGUGAUUACUUGCCAGUACCCACUGCUUCACGAGCAUCUCCGAUGGGGAGGAGAACUGUAUAUAAACAAUACAGUUCUCCUCCUUGUCAGCUUGUGCACACUGCUUUGGAUGGCUGUGCCCAGCACAGCCAUCCAAAGCACUGUGCUCAUAGUGAAGCACACAGACAC
This is a messenger RNA of Staurois parvus, 305 nucleotides long. The record is from the annotation of a GenBank genome assembly. NCBI's taxonomy places the organism in Eukaryota, Metazoa, Chordata, Amphibia, Anura, Ranidae.